Messenger RNA from Jatropha curcas, 508 nucleotides. RefSeq lists its product as uncharacterized. Lineage: Eukaryota; Viridiplantae; Streptophyta; Magnoliopsida; Malpighiales; Euphorbiaceae. The record is from RefSeq and is a predicted model, not a curated record.
UUGGUAUAAAUAAAAGCAUUAUCUUUGUUACUUUGAAUCAAACAAAUCACAGAGUGAUAAAAAAGAAAGUAAGAAACUAGAAAUUAACACAUCAAGCAUGGCAGAGAAGGAAGGAGGAAUUGUCAAGGAGGGUCAUGAAGAGGGGCUUAAAAUGGCAAUUUCUCUUCUUGAGGAGUUUGAACUUCCGUUGGGGCUCUUACCUCUGGAAGAUGUGAUCGAAGUUGGUUUCGUUAGGGAUAAAGGAUACAUGUGGAUCCUGCAAAAGAAGAAGGUGGAGCACAAAUUCAAGAUGAUCAGCAAGCUUGUGAGCUAUGAUAGUCAAAUAACAGGUUAUGUAAGCAAGAAGUUGAUCAAGAAACUCAAGGGAGUGAAGGCCAAGGAGCUCAUGCUUUGGCCUCCAGUUAGUGAGAUAAUUGUUGAUGACCCACCUACUGGUAAAAUUCACUUCAAGAGCCUUGCUGGGAUCACCAAAACUUUCCCAGUUGAGGCAUUUGCUGCUGGCCAGUGA